AUGUAUAGUUCUGCAAGUUGCCUCAUCAGUUUGGUUGCUUUCUCAAUGUUGUGGUUUCUUCUGCAAGCAUCAGUGAUGAGUGCAAAUUUCAGCAUUGGUGUGAUUCUUGAUCAAGCUUCUAGGCCUGGAAAAGAGGCCAAAGUAGCCAUUGAGAUAGCAAUUCAAGAUUUCAACAUCAAAACCAAUCAGACUUCUGUUUUAUAUCUUCAAAACUCUCGAAACAAACCCCUUCAUGCAGCUAUUGCAGCAAAACAUCUUAUUGAUGAAGACAAUGUGAAAGCCAUUUUGGGAGGUCAUACAUGGGAAGAAGCUUCUGCCAUAGCUGAAGUUAUCAGUGAAGCUGAUCAAAAUGUUCCAGUCUUUCUCUCACUAUCGACUACACCACAGGUCACUCAUCAAUGGCCAUUUUUCUUUCAAGCAGUUCCCACACAAUCAACACAGAUGAAUGCAGUGGCUGCCAUUUUACAAUCAUGGGGUAUACGUCAAGUUACUCUCAUAUAUGAAGCCUCACAGCUAUCCUCAACAUCAUCAAUCAUCUCUCAUCUCUCGCAGGCAUUUCGACAAACAGGUUCUGAGCUAAACCAUAUCUUACCACUCACAUCUGCGUCGUGUUUGUUGGAAGAAGAGCUUGAGGUGCUCAAGAAGCAACAAGUUAAAGUCUUUGUAAUUCAUACAUCCCUGGAACUCGGUAUUCGUCUCUUUCAGGCAGCCAAGAAAAUGGAAAUGACUGGAGACGGGUAUCUAUGGAUUGCAACUAAUGGAAUCACAGAUAGUUUUCAUUCCAUUAAUUCCUCCCUGAUUUCUUCAAUGAAAGGCAUGAUCGGAGUCAAAAGCUACUUCCCGGAAAACAUUCCGGAGUUUACAGAUUUCAGCAAAAGAUUCCGUCGGAAGUUCAGUUCCGAUUACCCAGAAGAAGAGGAGGACGAACCUGGAAUUUUUGCAGUGCAAGGAUACAAUGCCGUGAAAUUGUUAGAAGAAAUAUCACCUGAAAACUUUGAUCACAAAAUACUUCCCCCGCAGAGUAUCGUCGAGAUCGUGAAAGUGGUAGGAAAGGGAUAUCACAGUGUGUACUGGACCGAAGGAUCAGGGUUUUCAGAGACAAUGGACGAUGACAUCAACGGAGCAACCACGUACACCAAUUCAAUGGACAGCGUCGGACAAGCUUUGUGGCCGGUGCAACCGUGGUAUGCCAAUAAACGGCGCCGGAAACUCGCCGGAAAUCCAGAGAUUCGGAUGAGGGUCGGCGUGCCUGGUCGAUCGCUGUUUAAGCAAUUCGUGAACGUGGAAUAUAAUCCCAAGAAGAAUGAAACUGUGAUCAGUGGAUUCGUAAUCGCUGUGUUUGAUGAAAUUAUGAGAGAAAUGAAACUGCCAUACGAUUAUUUUCCAUUCAAUGGUUCUUACGACGAACUGAUGAGACAAAUACCAGCAGAGAAAUUCGACGCCAUAGCAGGCGACGUAACAAUUGUAGCUAGAAGGCACGAGUACGUCGAUUUCACGCAACCAUACACUGAAUCAGGUCUGGAGAUGAUCGUCCCCAUCCGCUCCAAAUUAUCAAACCAGCCAUGGUUGUUCAUGAAGCCUUUUACUGCACAAAUGUGGUGGCUAAUAGCAGCAAUCACCCUUUACAACGGCUUCAUCAUUUGGUUGAUCGAGAAACCCCAUUGCAAGCAUCUUCAAGGCUCCAUAAUAACUCAAAUCGGAAUAGUAAUUUGGCUUGCAUUCACCACACUCUUCACUUUGCGAGGGGACAGGUUGCAUAGCAAUUUGUCAAGAAUGGCAGGUGUCGUUUGGCUGUUUGUGGCGCUAAUCAUCACACAGAGCUACACGGCUAGCUUUGCGAGCAUGCUCACGGCUCAACGACUCGAACCCACCAUAACCAGUGUUGAGAUGCUCAGAAACAUGAACGCAACCGUGGGGUACUGCAACGGGUCCUUUAUCAACUACUACUUGAAAGAUGUUCUCGGUUUCAAGAGCUUCAAGGUCAACAGCUAUAACUCAACUCAUCGAUACGCAGAAGCCCUAAACAGUGGCGAAAUCGCCGCCAUCUUUCUUGAAGCUCCGGUAGCCAAAGUCUUCCUAGCUCAGUACUGCAAGAGCUUCGUUAGAACCGGAGAGACAUUCAAAGUUGGUGGUUUUGGAUUCGCAUUUCCGAAGGGAUUUUCAUGGCUUUCGGAUGCUAAUAAAGCCCUAAUGAAUGUAUCGGAAAGUGGAAAACUGAAAGAACUAGAAGACACGUUCCUUACAUCUGAGAAGUGUGUGGACGACGAAUCUUUUCGUAACGGAGAUGAGAGUCUUAGCCCUCUGAGCUUCUCGAUACUAUUUGUGUUAACGGGAGGGACAUCAACGGUUGCUCUUGUCGUGUACGUUGUCAUGAGCAUUAGACAAUUUAAAGAAUCUAAUCCCGGAGUCACAAAUAUCUUCGAACUGAUAUAUGUAUUUAUGAAAGACCAAUGGUAUCAAUGGAGACACUCAUCUAGAGUAGUUGCCGAUGCAGAAAGCCCCACAGGACUCCAGAUGGGUCCGGUGAACACGAGUUGAGGUGGAUCUUGUAACAAAUACGAUACGAUUGGUUGUCUAUUCUUAACAAGAGAAUUGUAAAAACUUUAUGAUGGCCAUUUUUGUCAUUUCACUUGUUAGAUAACAAUACUCUGACUUGAGUAUGUAACUCGUUGUGGUGUAACAGAUUAGAAAAAGGAAGUCUCAGUAAUAUACAAAAUAACCCACUCACUCCUGAAGUUUAGAGUCUCGUGUGUUAUUCA
Messenger RNA from Lactuca sativa (garden lettuce), 2759 nucleotides. Its product is annotated as glutamate receptor 2.2. Lineage: Eukaryota; Viridiplantae; Streptophyta; Magnoliopsida; Asterales; Asteraceae. The record is from RefSeq and is a predicted model, not a curated record. Gene Ontology annotation, molecular function: ligand-gated monoatomic ion channel activity. Gene Ontology annotation, cellular component: membrane.